Messenger RNA from Halichondria panicea, 1787 nucleotides. RefSeq names its product putative flavin-containing monoamine oxidase AofH. Bases 59 to 1633 code for a protein of 524 amino acids. The record is from RefSeq and is a predicted model, not a curated record. The transcript has a single exon. Lineage: Eukaryota; Metazoa; Porifera; Demospongiae; Suberitida; Halichondriidae. Gene Ontology annotation, molecular function: oxidoreductase activity.
UUAUACUACCAUAAUUAUUAUUUUGACUGGUUAGAAGACUUCAGAAUCAGAUCACACAAUGUCUUUUUCAGUAAUGAGACUGGCUUUUUGCUUUCUCUUCAGUACCCUGAUUUUGUCUGACUAUUCAGUCUAUUGUAAAGUAAACCAGCAAGACACACAGUCAAAAAAGAAGAUUCAGACUGAUGUAGUUAUUGUAGGAGCUGGAUAUGCUGGUCUCACAGUUGCAAGAAAGCUCAGCCAAAUGAAUUUCACCGUACAUGUGCUGGAGGCUAGGAAUGCAACUGGUGGCAGAACAAAGAAUUUCUGCUUGAAGAAUAUGAAACCAGAUAUUGAGAGUGACUACGUUGUCGAACUUGGUGGUCAAUGGCUUGCCAAUAAAACUGUGCAACCUCAUUCAUGGGAGUUGAUAGUUGAAGAAUUGGGGUUUAAGUUGUUUGAUGCUAGUUACACACCGUCUGACUCCCGCUCUAGUGUUGUGUAUGUAUCUAAUGGCCAGUAUAAUUUCACAACAUUGAUUGAUGCGUUUCAUAAACUACCACAGGAUGUGCAAGCUGAGCUGGCUAAAGCUUGGGCUCUCUUGGACAGUAUGGCUGCAAAAAUAGACUUGGUUUCUCCAUAUUUGUCUCCUGAAGCUAGAAAAUGGGAUAGUCAAACGUUUACCUCUUGGAUAAACAACACCGUUCAGUUGGAGGAGUCUCGAAAUGCCCUCCAAAUUCUCAGCACGUCAAUAAUCGCUCAAAGCGCUGAUGUCGUAUCAUUUCUUCAUAUGCUUUUCUACAUACGUGCUUCCAAAGGAAUGACCAACCUUGUUGCGAGCGAACAACAAUACCGUGUUGUUGGAGGAACACAAGCUCCAACUUUCAAAAUGGCACAGGAGUUGGGCAGUGAUCAUGUUCUCCUGUCUACUCCAGUCCGUAGGAUAACUCAAAAUAGUAAUGAUGGUUGUGCGAUAGGUUCUGUGGUAGUGGAAGCUUCUGAAGGUGAAGUAGUUGUUGAAGCGAGGUAUGCUGUAGUAACUGGAGCACCUUCAGUAUCUGGUAAGGGAAUUCGAUUUAUUCCUCCACUCCCGUUUGAAAAGAGUCAACUUUUCCAACAAAUGCCGAUGGGAAAUUCUGUCAAGGGAACACUGGUUUAUCCAACUCCUUUCUGGCGCAAAAAUGGUUUUACUGGGACACUUUUUGCAUCAACACCAUUUUUUGGAGAUCCCAAAAAUAUUCUUCUCAGCAACUGCUUUGAUAACACACCAUAUGCUGGAACUCCUGGUGUUUUGUUUUGCUUUCUUGAGGGCGCUACCUCUCUACAAAUGAUGCGCUUAACACAUGAGGAACGUGUUGAAGUGUUAGGAAAUUGGUUUGCCAAGACUUUUGGCCCUGAGGCCAAUGAUCCUCUGAUGCUCCUUGAUUACAACUGGGAGGCUCAGCCGUUCAUUGGAGGCGCAUAUUCCUCCUACCUCCCCCCCGGGGCGUGGACGCAGCAUGGGCAUGCUUUAAGAAAACCUUUCCAGCAGAUUUAUUGGGCUGGUGCUGAGUAUGCUCAAGAUGGGUUUGGGUACAUCAAUGGAGCCAUACAAUCAGGAAAAUUCACAGCGAAUCAGAUUGCGGAGCAGUACAGACAAUGUAUGAAGCAAAAGUAGAUGGUUGUAUUUAGAACUAUACGUACUGGCUAUAGUGGAGUGUGCCUGUAUUAAAGUCUGUAUUAGACACAUCUAUUGCAUGCAUGAUUCUAUUGCAUGCAUGCUUUUUUGUGGGAUCCGUAUAAGAUCAUUCGCAUAUAUAGAGAGAAGCACA